CCGGAAGUUGAGCAUCAUCUACUCGUGCAGGAAGAGACGCAUCAUCGUCAGAGCUUUGUCAACAACGGGGACAGUGGCAAAACAUCGGCCUGUCCGGCAGAAAUUACUUCUUUUUAGCAAGUGGAAUUCAUAUGAAACUGACAAAUGAAGUGACCAACAGGACACAAUGUCAUCGUUCCAGGUGGUGGACUCGUCGCCAGGCAGCAGCGUCAGCGUCAUGGAAACGUCCAACUUUGCCCAUGUCAUCUUCCAGAACGUGGAGAAGAGUUUCCUGCCCCAGGCGCCCCUGGAGUGUCGCUACACCCUGACCCCUUACAUCACUCCCCACCCUAAAGACUGGGUGGGCAUCUUCAAGGUUGGUUGGAGCACAGCCAGAGAUUACUACACCUUCCUUUGGUCUCCUAUGCCUGAAAACUACGAACCAGGAAGUACUGUGCACAGGACUGUGGUGUUUCAAGGUUAUUAUGUUCCCAAAUCUGAUGGAGAGUUCUACCAGUUUUGUUAUGUCACACAUGUUGGUGACAUCAGAGGAGCAAGUACACCUUUCCAGUUCAGGUCAGCCACACCCACAGAAGAGCUUCUGACUGUUACAGAGGACGACAGCAACUCAGACAUACUGGUCGUCACCACCAAGACUGGCCUUUUAGAGCAACACGUGGAGGAGGCGCAGCAGGAGCGCAGGGAGCUGCUGAAGGCUAUGCGUGUCCUCCAGGAGGAGAAACAGCAGCUGCAGGAGGAGCAGAAACGACUGACCAGGGAGAGGGAGCAGGAGAGGGAGACGUGCUGCCUGCUCCGGACACACAACCAGGAGCUGCUGCGCUCGUCGCAGGGCCUGUCAGAAGAGAGGGAGGACGUGAGGAGGAGGCUGACAGAGGCCACGGACCGGGUGCGCCAGCUGGAGGAGGACCUGCUGGGAGUCACCCAGAGAGGCCUGCAAAAGGAGACGGAGCUCGACUGUCUGCGUGACCGCCUGAAGAAGCUGACAGUAGAGAGAGAUAGCCUGGAGAGCCAGCUGAAGAAUGAGAAGGAUGAGAGAGACCUCUACAAGGCCCACUUGCGCAGCACCGAGCUGGAGAACACUAAGCUGAGUGCAGAGCUGCAGAUGCUGAAGGCGGUGGAGCUGAACCGGGAGGUGACCAUCGCCCAAUUCCAGGAGGAGCUGGACAGGCUCAGGCUCUGCGUUGCCCAACGGGACAGCCUGGAGAAAGAAUUGCUGGCACACAAAGCUGAUAAGGCAGAUCUGGUCCGUGUGCGUGAGCAGCUCCGUCAGGCAGAGGAGCAGCUCCAGGCGUCCAGGCAGCAGGCCGCCCUGCUGGCCUCGGAGCUCCGCGACUCAGCCAGCGCCCGUGACCACACGAUGACAGAGCUGUACCGCGCCCGCUUGGAAGCUGACAAGCUCCGUGCAAGUCUAGCUGAUGCUCAGGCUGAGUGCCAACGCAUGGAGAGCCAACUCGACCGCAUGAGGAGCACUGCACAGAAGGAAGUGGGUGUUGGGACCAGCGGGGAGAUGACGCCAAGCAUGAUGGUUGUGUCAGAGGCAGAGGCCGAGCUGCAGAGGGAGGUGGAGGAGCUGAAGCUGCGUCUUCACAUGGCUGCUGAGCACUACAAGGAGAAGUACCGGGAGUGUCAGCGACUCCGCAGGCAGGUGGCCAAACUGAACACAACGGAGUCACAGGGGGAGCCAAAGAGAAAUGCAUCUACUGAGACAACACAGGAGCCGCUGACCCCGAGUCCAGAGUCACCAACGGCAGGGAAUAUAGCUGCUGCAGUCCUACAAGAAGCUGCUGAAAUGACAAUCACUCCAGAACUUGACAAAAGGGAAUAUACUGAUUUAUACAACAGCACAGAGAGGGAAGAAAGACCGAAAGAGAACAUGCCAAAGGAAAGGGCCAAGACGGAGGCUGAGAAGGAAGAAAAUCACAGGGAGGACAGGGAGAAAGAAGAAAAGGAGGAGAAGAAGGACAGCCUGCCGGAGGAGAGCCUGAGGAUGACGAGCUGGGUGGAAGUAGAGAACGAGAGGCAGAGCGCCGAAGAGAGCAGCGAGGCAGAAAUGGCAGGGAAGGCAGAGGAAGCGAGGGAUGUCGUGGAGCACCAGGUGCUGCUGGAGUUAGAGGUGGAGGGGAGGAGCAUGGGGGAGGCGGAGAAGGCACAGACCUGCUCAGUGGAGGAGGAGCUGGCGAUGAUGGAGGAGAAGUGGAGGCAGCAGUGUGCCAUCAACGAGACGCUCAAACAGCGGCUGGCUAAUGAGGAGGAACGGUUCAGAGUGCACAUGGCAGAGCGAGCCAGCGAGGUGACAGAGCUGAAGCGUAACCUCGCCCAGGCCCUCAGAGACAAGGAGCAACUACAGGAGGAGCUGCAGCGCUUCCAGGCGAGGCAGAGGGAGCAGGAAGCUGGUGUUCAGGGUGCUGAGAUCAGGCAGCCCAUGGUGCUGCGCUACCCCCUGCCAUACCCUCAGGACCCCUCUCCUCCGCCACUGGUUCCACACAGGCCUGCUGAGUUGCAAUACGGCAACCCCUACUCCACUGACACCAUGAGAGACCGGGUGGAUGUUGCGCUGUCUCCUGAGCACAUGUCCCGCCCACCGCCUGAGGCCCCGUCCUGCGCACCUCCCUGCGCACCCCCAAUCACACCCCCGAGCCCGGGCCCCGGGGCGCCAGGCUGGGAGCAAGAGGUGGUCUGCUGCCAGCCGUCCCGCAGCACCAGCCCCCCUGAGAGCCUGGAGCAUCCACCAGAGGAGGCACGAAAUGCUGCUGAUGGGGCUCAGCCGUCCUGUGAUCAUCAGCCCAGUAGACGUGGAGAUGCUAGGGGCAGCUUCUGCUUUGACUCCAGUAGUGACGUUCACAAGCGCUGCCCGCUAUGCGAGGUGAUCUUCCCGCCGCACUUUGAGCAGCGCAGCUUCGAGCAGCAUGUGGAGAGCCACUGGAAGGUCUGCCCCGUGUGCUCCGAGCAGUUCCCUCUCAACUGUCAGCAGCAGCUCUUUGAGAGGCACGUCCUCACGCACUUUGACGGCCACGUGCUCAACUUCGAGCAGAUCGAAUGAAGGGGUUUAAAGGGCAAAUCUAGAAUUCUGACAAAAUGGUGUGAGAAAUUGCGUGUCGUCGGUUAUAAGUUCAUUUCGAUUGGGUUAAAUGGUCUUGUUAAUAAACAAUCAUUCGCACUUUUUUGCAAUCUUAACAAAGGUUAGAAAGAAUGUAGUCCAGGAAGUUUUUCCUGUGGCGGCUACUCCACCAAGUUGUUAUGUCAAGUAGGGUAGCUUUCACUUUAUUGCACCAUGACUAAAAGGGUCAUUAACACUCGGGAUAAGUGCCAUGGUCCCUUUACUUUUCUAUCAUUUUAAUGCUCAUCUUCCUGCUUCAAGGGACUAAAGCACUAUUGGUAGUGCAUGCAUUUAUUCAGUGUUCAAAACUGCAAAAUCACAGCUGUUCAAGCUAAAAUAGGGAAUUGUAGCAGGAGCUUGAACCAGGGCUUUGAAGGGAAAGAAUUUCAGUACGUCAAUGUCCCUGUUCUUUAACCACCCUGAAUAUUAUUUAGGAUUCUCAUGUGAUAAAGCAACCAAGACAUCUUCAUACUUUAUUGUCCACAUGAUUCAAAGCUUGGAAAGGCAGGAGUAAGAGUAUUUCAAGUGUAAAUGCAGAGUGAGGUCUGAAUAUGUGAUGUCUUAAAGAAUCACCUGAGUGUGUAAAUUUAAUUGAAGAGCGGUGUGGUGGAGAUUUUUUUGACUUGAAUGGGAAGGGAUUUCUCCCAAAAAUGACAGUACUACUGUACGUGUAAGACGUCAGAUGGUUGAAACAAAAACAGCACUACGUUUUCAUGUAUCUGCACUAAAUAAGGCUUUAUUCUGAAUGUACUGUACAUAUGAAAAUAAGUAUAAGUUGUGGAGAGACCUGUGAAUUACUGUCGUGACCAUCAUUGUUAAUUCCUUCAUGUUUUAGUGAUGAAAGAAUGACGGAGCAAUGUUUUACUAUGGUCAGGUGGUAAGAAACUGGGCUGGUCUCCUUACUGGUCACAUUUUAGGCAAACAGACUGCAGGACACUGAGUUACAGACACUUUUAUUGUUACGUACUUCCACGUUUUAAAGUUAAAACUGUGAAGAAAAAAAUCAUUGCUUUCUGUGGUCCAAAUCAUGAGUGAGUGUCAUUUCUAUGUGCGUCUCCACGGGGCUCCACAUCACCGCUUGUCUAUUUUCUGUCAUUACCAAGUGGCCCCUGACAGUGUUGUAUUCAGGCUUUAAAAAUUGCACAUGCCCAGUAAUCACAAGGCAAAUGUGUGUGUAUGUCAUGUGUCCGAUGCAGCCCUCUUCAUGUGAGAAUGUCAGGACAGUGGUUUAAGUGUGUACUGCAAAAGAUCUUUAUGAAUAAAGUAAGCUUGUCUUAAUGCA
This is a messenger RNA of Centropristis striata (black sea bass), 4379 nucleotides long. RefSeq names its product Tax1 (human T-cell leukemia virus type I) binding protein 1a (gene tax1bp1a). The record is from RefSeq and is a predicted model, not a curated record. The transcript is spliced from 17 exons. Lineage: Eukaryota; Metazoa; Chordata; Actinopteri; Perciformes; Serranidae. The coding region runs from base 167 to 3040 and encodes 957 amino acids.